Messenger RNA from Vidua chalybeata, 1161 nucleotides. Its product is annotated as pinopsin. Gene Ontology annotation, molecular function: G protein-coupled receptor activity. Lineage: Eukaryota; Metazoa; Chordata; Aves; Passeriformes; Viduidae. The record is from RefSeq and is a predicted model, not a curated record. The transcript has 5 exons. The coding region runs from base 1 to 1047 and encodes 348 amino acids. Gene Ontology annotation, cellular component: photoreceptor outer segment; membrane. Gene Ontology annotation, biological process: visual perception; G protein-coupled receptor signaling pathway; phototransduction.
AUGGACAGCACCCAGGAGCCCCCAAACAGCAGCACCCCGGGGCCUUUCGAUGGCCCCCAGUGGCCCCACCAGGCCCCCCGGGCCAUGUACCUGGCGGUGGCCGUGCUCAUGGGGCUCGUGGUGGCCUCGGCCUCGGUGCUCAACGGCCUGGUCAUCGUGGUGUCCAUCAGGCACAGGAGGCUGCGCUCGCCCCUGAACUACAUCCUGGUGAACCUGGCCCUGGCCAACCUGCUGGUGACGCUCUGCGGCAGCUCCGUCAGCCUCUCCAACAACAUCAGCGGCUUCUUCGUGUUCGGGGAACGGCUCUGCCAGCUGGAGGGCUUCAUGGUGUCCCUGACAGGCAUCGUGGGGCUGUGGUCCCUGGCCAUCCUGGCCUUGGAGAGGUACCUGGUGGUCUGCAGACCCCUGGGAGACUUUCGGCUCCAGCACCGGCACGCUGCCAGUGGCUGUGCCUUCACCUGGGGCUGGUCCCUGCUCUGGACAACCCCACCACUCCUGGGCUGGAGCAGCUACGUGCCUGAAGGCCUGAGAACCUCCUGCGGGCCCAACUGGUACACGGGCGGCAGCAACAACAGCAGCUACAUCCUGGCCUUGUUUGUCACCUGCUUUGUGAUGCCCCUCAGCCUGAUCCUCUUCUCCUACACCAACCUGCUGCUGACCCUGCGGGCGGCCGCGGCGCAGCAGCAGGAGUCAGACACGACGCAGCAGGCGGAGCGGGAGGUGACGCGCAUGGUGGUGGCCAUGGUGGUGGCCUUCCUCACCUGCUGGCUGCCCUACGCCACCUUUGCACUGGUGGUGGCCACCAACAAGGACAUUGUCAUCCAGCCAGCCCUGGCAUCCCUGCCCUCCUACUUCUCCAAGACGGCCACGGUUUACAACCCCAUCAUCUACGUCUUCAUGAACAAACAGUUCCAGAGCUGCCUGCUGGGAAUGCUCUGCUGUGGUUACCACCCCCGGGGGAUGGGGAAAACCUCUCCAGCCACCCCGAGUCCCCAGGUCGCUGCAGAGGGGCUGAGGAACAAGGUGACACCAUCCCACCCUGUGUGACAGCUGCCACAUCCUGCCUGCACCGGUGCCAGCUCCAGGAUCUGCCUGUGCCACCCACUGCAGCACACAGGGGCUCGGGAUGGAGCUGAUGGGGGGCUCUCAGAGGAUGGAGAG